Chenopodium quinoa (quinoa) is the source of this 1150-nucleotide messenger RNA. RefSeq names its product expansin-like A1. The record is from RefSeq and is a predicted model, not a curated record. Bases 54 to 833 code for a protein of 259 amino acids. The transcript has 5 exons. NCBI's taxonomy places the organism in Eukaryota, Viridiplantae, Streptophyta, Magnoliopsida, Caryophyllales, Amaranthaceae. Gene Ontology annotation, cellular component: extracellular region; plasmodesma; plant-type cell wall.
AUCAAAUUUUCUGUAUUUAAUUAUAAGAUUAAGAUUAACAAGUAGCUAAAGCAAUGGCAGCAUUCGCUUUGAUCUUUGUCUUGUUCAUUUUCUUUUCAUCUGCUAAUUCGGCUUGUGAUAGUUGCUUGCACCAAUCGAAGGCCACUUAUACCUCUCAAAUCUACUCUGGAGGAUGUGGUUAUGGACCUUUAGCCUGGAAUUUCAAUGACGGACUACUUGCUUCUGGCCUUCCUUCCCUUUUCAAAGGAGGUGCUGGUUGUGGUGCUUGCUUUAAGGUGAGGUGCAAGAAUAAUGCGCUAUGCAAAAAAGAAGGCACUCCAGUGAUGUUAACUGAACGUCAAGGUGAUAAUAGGACAGACUUUGUUCUUAACAAGGAUGCUUUCAUCGCCAUGGCUAACCACGGCAGGUCACAGGAUCUCUUGAACCUUGGCAUAGUCGAUAUUGAGUAUAAGAGGGUACCUUGUGUUAAAAAAAAUAGAAACCUAGCAGUACGAGUUCAAGAGUACAGUCAAAGGCCCAAUUAUCUUGCCAUAACAAUCUUAUACCAAGGUGGUCAAACACAGGUUGAUGCUAUUGAUAUAGCCACGGUGGGGCAACACGUUUGGAGAACAUUAAAGCAUAGCUAUGGGGCUGUAUGGGAAACAAAUCAUGUGCCAGAAGGCCCAUUGAGGUUUGGGUUUUUGGUGAAAUCAGGUGAUGAAGAUUUCAACUAUUAUAGGACUCAAGUAAUACUACCAUCUGAUUGGACACCUGGAGUUAUUUAUGAUACUGGAGUUCAAAUUACUGAUGUUGCUCAAGAGAAAUGCUACCCUUGUGAUGAAAGCACUUGGUAAUCUCCAAUGUUUUUGGAUGAAUAAAUGUGAUGUUGGUCCAUAGUAUAUGGAAGAAGAUUUGGGGUUUAUAAAUAAAUAAACAAGGGUUAUGGGCCUUUUAGCCCAAUAGGAAAUUUAUGUGAAGGUUAAGAGCUUAAGAUGUUUUCUAUUACUCGUAUCAUGUACCAAGGAAUAACUUAUAAAUCAAUAAAUGUGUUAAUUUCGAAGUGUACUUUGAUAAUUAAUUAGAGAUAGUCAACAUGGGCCAAUUCAACCUAGAUCAAACAUAGUGUAGUUUGGUUUCCGGUCCUUAAUAUGACUCGAGUAUUCGAAAUAGU